CUGAAAUGUUUCUAGAAAGUGUGAGGUUUUGUUCAGAGAAUUUUCUCGAUAUCUGUAGAUUGUUCCAUUUCUCUACGUUUUCAUAUAUAAAGCAGACGUAAACGUAGCAAAAAGCAAUCAUUUCAAAAAAGAUAACUGAACAAGAAAGAGCUCAGAAGAGUAACAAGUAAAAGAAAAUUCAAAGCGAAUCAAAAAGAUUUCAAAGUUUAAAAGUGAAAAAAAUUGUGAAAUUGAAUAAAAUAAAAUUUUGUGAAUUGAAAGUAAAAUAAAAAUAAAAUAAAAAUGCCAGCAAAACAGAAAACAGGAACAGCAAUUGGUAUUGAUCUUGGCACAACAUACUCGUGUGUUGGUGUCUUUCAACAUGGAAAAGUUGAGAUCAUAGCCAAUGAGAUGGGAAAUAGAACAACACCAAGUUAUGUUGCAUUCACAGACUCGGAACGAUUAAUUGGUGAUGCAGCUAAAAAUCAGGUUGCAAUGAAUCCACAAAAUACAGUAUUUGAUGCAAAACGAUUAAUUGGACGUAAAUUUGAUGAUGAAAAGAUUCAAGCUGAUAUGAAACAUUGGCCAUUUAAAGUCUAUAAUGAUUGUGGAAAGCCAAAGAUCCAAGUUGAAUUUAAAGGAGAACAAAAGAGAUUUGCACCAGAAGAAAUCAGUUCAAUGGUCUUGACAAAGAUGAAAGAGACUGCUGAAGCAUAUUUAGGACAAAAAGUCACAGAUGCAGUUGUAACUGUACCAGCUUAUUUCAAUGACUCACAACGUCAAGCAACAAAAGAUGCAGGUGCUAUUGCCGGUCUGAAUGUCUUGAGAAUUAUCAAUGAACCAACUGCAGCAGCAUUAGCUUAUGGUCUUGAUAAGAAUCUUAAAGGAGAACGAAAUGUUUUAAUUUUUGAUCUUGGUGGUGGAACUUUUGAUGUCUCAAUCUUAACAAUUGAUGAAGGUUCAUUAUUUGAAGUCAGAUCAACAGCUGGUGAUACCCAUUUGGGUGGUGAAGACUUUGACAAUAGAUUAGUAAAUCAUUUCAUUGAAGAAUUUAAGCGUAAACAUAAAGCAGACUUGAGCAAGAAUAUUCGUGCAUUAAGAAGAUUAAGAACAGCAUGUGAACGAGCAAAGAGAACAUUGUCAUCAUCUACAGAAGCUUCAAUUGAAAUUGAUGCAUUACAUGAAGGAGUUGAUUUCUAUUCAAAGAUCACAAGAGCAAGAUUUGAAGAAAUGAAUAUGGAUUUAUUUAGAUCAACACUUGAACCAGUUGAACGUGCAUUAAGAGAUGCAAAAUUUGACAAGAGUCAAAUUCAUGAUGUUGUUCUUGUUGGUGGAUCAACUCGAAUUCCAAAGAUUCAGAAAAUGCUACAAGAUUUCUUCUCUGGCAAAAGCUUGAACUUUUCAAUUAAUCCAGAUGAAGCAGUUGCAUAUGGAGCGGCAGUUCAAGCAGCUAUUCUAACUGGUGAUAGUAGCUCAACAAUCCAAGAUGUUUUACUUGUUGAUGUGACACCAUUAUCAUUGGGAAUUGAAACAGCUGGUGGAGUCAUGACAAAACUUAUUGAAAGAAAUGCUCGAAUUCCAUGCAAGCAACAGAAAACAUUUACAACAUAUUCAGAUAAUCAGCCUGCAGUUACAAUUCAAGUAUUUGAAGGAGAACGAGCAAUGACAAAAGAUAAUAAUUUAUUAGGAACAUUUAAUUUGACUGGAAUUGCACCAGCACCAAGAGGAAUUCCACAAAUUGAAGUCACAUUUGAUCUUGAUGCUAAUGGCAUCUUGAAUGUAUCAGCCAAAGAUAGUUCAACUGGAAAACAAGAGACAAUUACAAUCAAGAAUGAUAAAGGACGUCUAUCAAAGGCUGAAAUCGAUCGAAUGCUUUCUGAGGCUGAAAAAUAUCGUGACGAAGAUGAAAAGCAUCAGCAACGAAUUCAAGCAAGAAAUCAACUUGAAAGUUACAUCUUUGGAUGUAAACAAGCAGUUGAAGAUGCUCCAGCUGGCAAAUUGAGUGAAGAUAACAAGAAGGUCGUUCGUGAUAAGUGUACAUCUGAAUUAUCAUGGCUUGAUUCCAACACACUUGCUGAAAAGGAAGAAUUUGAAGAUCAUUUGAAGGAUGUACAGCGAGUUUGUAGUCCAAUAAUGGCUAAAAUGUAUGGCGGAGCUGGUGCACAAAAAGCUGGUGGAUGUGGUGCACAAAGUGGACAGAGAGCAUAUUCAGGUCCAACAGUUGAGGAAGUCGAUUAAAUAAGUCAAAUUAUAAGAGAUACCAAAUAUGUCGUUUAUGCUUUAAAGAUACUCAAUUCGUUAAUCAUAUUGGAUGUUUGAUGAAUAAUUUUAAAAUUAAUAUAGAUAUUUAUUAAAGAAUGAUUUUUGUCAUAUUGCAGCUUAUUGCUUCCUUAAGUUUAAGAGAGAAAAGUGAUGCAUUUAAGUUUAAAUAGAAACUUUUAAGACUAAUUUGCAACCUAGUUUCUUUGUUGAUUGUUUAAUGUAAAUCAAUAAAUUUUAAGUAGAAUAAAAAUAAUUGGUUUUGUUGGAAAUGAA
Molecule: messenger RNA, 2514 nt
Organism: Chironomus riparius
Lineage: Eukaryota; Metazoa; Arthropoda; Insecta; Diptera; Chironomidae
Source: the annotation of a GenBank genome assembly